Molecule: messenger RNA, 5397 nt
Organism: Fusarium coffeatum
Lineage: Eukaryota; Fungi; Ascomycota; Sordariomycetes; Hypocreales; Nectriaceae
Exons: 2
Coding region: 1-5397 (1798 amino acids)
Molecular function (GO): protein binding
Source: RefSeq, a predicted model, not a curated record
AUGACUCGUCAUCUUGUCCGUUCGUUCGUUCUAGCUUCGGCCCUCUGCUCCUUCGCCAAUGCAGGACCAUGCCGCCCCUCGACUAGCUUAGCAAUUGAGGCUACAACCACUAUUAGUACCGUCCUCUCUCCCUUACCUACCACCGAGACAUCUCAAGCAGAGCCCACUACUAUCACCGAUACCACGGUUGCGGUUGGUGACAACAGCGAUACAUCCACUGUCACUGAAAGCGAGACCCAGACCGCUUCAGUCACUGCUGAGACUGGAUACACCACGACUGAACCCAACACUUCAACUACAACCCAGGAGACAUUUGUUGAAACAACUUCUGAGGCUUCUACUGUGACAGUUGAGGAUUCUACGACCACGACUGAGGCUUCCACAACAGCUGCUGUACCCGUUCCAAGCUGUGUUAACAACCUCAAGGUUACUGCACCAGAAAAUGCCUCUUGUGGUGUGAAGGGCUAUGCCACAGGGGACAGUGGUAGCUUGAUCUAUGUGGCUGACGCUCCUGUUGGUACCCGACUCGAUUGCUACAAGUCAUGCGUGGCAGCACCUAACUGUCAAUCUUUUGUCUUUCAAGAACAGGUAUUCUGUGCAAUGUACGAAGGGUCAAUUGGAAGCACUAAUGGGGACAACACCAGUUUUGACUGGCUUUACCAUGGAAAUAAGCCAACUCUUGGAAUCCACUGGAUCACAAAGUUGAUAGCUAGGAUAAUCAUGGAUGAAGAAUUGCAGCAACAGAUCUUAUACUUGAGGGAAGUCGCGGCAACUCUCCCUGAUGAUCACAUUCAGCGUCCUGCUUGCCUUGCCCAACUCAGUCUCCUCAACGGAACUAAUUUUGAUCAAACGAAUGACAUUGAAAGCCUGGAUGAGUCAAUCAAAGUCGGACUCGAAUGCCUUGAAGCCACAUCUCAGGAUGACCCUUGGCGAGGAGGACGACUAUGCAACGUGGGUUCCCGUUUUGAUGACCGAUAUUCGACCACGGGGAACCCAUCUGACCUUGAACAAGCUUGCCGUUUGACGAAAGAGGCAGUGCAGAUCAUCCCAUCGGAUCAUCCCAGCCGAACUCCCUGCUUGAUCGUGCGCGGUGUUGUUUUAAAGAAGCUGUCUAUCAAAUCGGCAAGCACUGAACAUAUUCAAGAGGCGAUAAACGCGAUCCUAGAAAUCGUGCGAAACGAAGGUGCCCAUCAAUAUCAUUUUCAAGCUUUGAGGAAUUUGGAAGACUUCUUCAACGAAAAGUACACGAAAAGUAAAACAAUCGCCGAUCUUGAGGCAGCGAUCGAAUACAAUCGACUGGCUUUAAAAUCAGCAGAGGAGGACCCUGAUAAACAAGUCGAAAUUCUUUGUGACAGGGCCCUCCGACAGCGGGACCUAUAUCUCGCGACAAAGGAAGUGAAGACGCUUGAUGGUGCAAUGGAAACAGCGCGACUCGCCCUGGGGAUAGCGUCAGCCAAUGGAAUUGGUCGGGAAAUCUGCCUGACGAAUCUGGGCUCUCUUCACUUCAACAAGUUUGAGUCCUUGGGAUCACCUAUCGACUUGGAUGAGUCAAUUAAAUUCGUGGAGGAAGCUAUCACUCUCAUCCCCGAUGGCGACUCAUUGAAAUCAGCCGACCUGAGGAAUCUCACGGACAGACUCGGUCACAGAUAUGUGUUGACUAGCGACCUUUCAGACAUCCAACGUGCUAUCGUUGCUGCCAGGCAGGCUCUAGAGCUCAUGACACAAGACCAUUGUGAAUGGGUGUCGUUUUCAUGCAAUCUGGCUCUCCGCUCAGCACAACUUUACCAUAAGACGAGAACACUUGCAGAUUUGGAAAGUGCUAUAAAAGAGAAUCACCAGUCUUUAGAGCUGAGUGGUAGAGAUGGUGAUCUACACGCUCAAAUCCUGACCAAUCUCUGCUAUCUUUUGGGCGACAGAUAUAUCAGGGAAGGGACAAUGUCCGAUCUGCACGAAGCUAUAACGCACGGGGAAGUUGCCACCAAACCACCGACCUCACCAAAACAUCACGCUGCGCGUUUGAUGAACCUAGCUUCAGCGCUCCGCGAGCGAUAUGUCAUCUUCGGUGACAUUGUGGAUUUAACCUCAGCCAUCGAGUUUAGCCGCGAAGCCAUCGGAGGCCCAUGCAAGAGCGAGUCAGAACGUAUUAAGUAUUCGAGUACCCUUGGGACAUGGCUAAGCGAGAGAUGGAUGCAAUUAGGCAAUGAGACAGAUCUUGUUGAAGGCCUGAGGUUUGCCCGUGAGGCAUACGAAUCCUUCGGAGCUGGUCAAGUAGACCGAGAUGACCGAGCACAAUGUGCCAGCAAUCUUGGAAAGCUUCUACAAUCGAUAUACGAGCGUACAGGUCGAAUGAAUCAACUAGAUGAAUCUUUGCUUUUACACUCCGAAGCGUUUGAGCUAAGCCAGGAAGAUGAUCACCACCGGGCAUUGCGGACGGUUAAUCUGUCAUCCGCUCUCGGAGGCAAGUAUUCCUCUUCAGGGGAGGUAGCAUACCUUGACCGUGCUAUUCAACUACUCGAAGAUGCACUUAAGGAGGACACUUCUUCGCCUGAACAUUUUGACCUUUUACACAAUUACAGUGUCUUGCUUGGCUACCGUUACACAAAGACGCUGCAAAUCUCAGAUCUUGAUAAGGCUUGCGAGCAGCUGACAGACGCACUUCAGAUCAUCCCGAAUGACCACCCAACUAGAUGGUCGCUCCUUAACGCCUUCGCCACUCGACUGAAUGAUCGGUUUUCUGUAAAGGGAGACAUUGAGGAUCUGCAGAAAGCUAUCAGUUUAUCACAAGAGGCGUCCCUGUCCUCAUUCGACCCUAUCAAAACUCGAUCACUCAGUACCCUUGGCACCCUUCUUGGUGAUAGGUUCCUGGCGCUUGGACAGAUAAGUGAUAUCGAUAACAGCAUCAAAACCUUAGAAGAGGCUGAGACCAGAAUGCCUAAGACCCACUUCGAACGGCCAGGAGUUCUUGGCAAUUUGGGCGUCCGUUUUGGUGACCGUUAUACAAGGACAGGGUCAGUGGAGGAUCUCGAUGCAUCUGUCGAUUAUACCAGGUUGGCAUCAGAAACGACGCCGAGACAAGACGUCAACUGGGCCCCCAGACUGAGUAAUCUUGCAGCGAGACUCGGGGAGAGAUACACCAUGAUAGGGAGAGCAGUAGAUUUGGACGAGGCCAUUCGUAUCGGACAUGAGCUGAUAGCUCUUCCCAACCUCUACCACACGAACCAUUCUGUCUACCUCAACAAUCUCGCGUUACGCCUUAACGAUCGGUACACAAGGACUGGGCUUUUGAAAGAUCUUGAAACCGCAGUAUCCUAUGCGCAAAAGUCUGUCGACGCGCUCCCUACAGGCCAUACCGAUAUCUUCGCCCGCCUAAGGACGCUUACAUCUCUUCUUCAUGAAAAUUACCGCAAAACGGAAAGCGACACCCAUUUCAGCCACGCCAUGGGUAUAGCGAACGUCGCGGUUGAAGCUUCAGCUGGUGGUACUUCACACCCGGCGUGCCUAAACAACAAAGCAAUUUUGCUAUUCAAUAGGUUCUACGUGAAGAAGAGGCAGGAAGACUUGAUCGAGGCUACCACCCUAUUUCGAAAGGCAGUCGAAUUGAGUCCGGAGAAACACUCCCAACGCGCAGACCGACAGAGAUACCUGGGAGACGCUUUGCAUCAUAUGUACACUUAUGAUAAAGAUUCUCAGAUCUUAGACGAGGCUAUAUCCUGUCACAGAGCAGCGAUGAGUCAGGCGAAUGCUCCUCUUGGCGUUCGGCUAAGAGCUAGUAGGCAUCUUCUCCAGAGCCUCGCUUUGAAGAGCGAUUGGGGGACAGCCUUCGAAGCUGCAAAGGGAGCACUGGACCUCGUACCUCGACUGGUCCUACGAUCACUAGACAAUCUAGACAAGCAGUACCUUCUAACGCAAGUUGCGGGACUAGCAUGUGAAGCAACCUCUAUCGCCAUCAAAGCCGACAAAGAGCCUACCACUGCUAUCAAACUUCUUGAGCAGGGGAGAGGUAUCCUCGCUACCUCGAUCAGCGACAUGAGGGUCGACAUUGAGGAUCUGAGAGAAAGCUACCCCGAUCUAGCUACGACAUUCACGCAAAACAAAGAAGACCUGGAACGGCUGGGACGCACUACGCAAGCGUCGGACUCAGCUGAGGUUGCCCGGCAGUACAGACUAGAAGAACAGUUCAACAAUGUUGUUGCCGAUAUUAGAGCAAAACCUGGGUUCCAGGACUUUCUGCUCGCCCCUAGUGAACAGAGAAUACGCGGAUGCGUGAAGAAUGGUUCAGUCGUCAUCAUCAACGUCAGCGUGUUUCAAUGCGACGCGAUCAUCCUCAAAGGCCAGAAGGAGGAAUACGUGCCAUUGCCCGAAGUGGAUCAGGACGAAAUUGAACGAAGAGUCCAAAACGGCCGCAUAUACACAUCUGAAACUCUGGAGUGGCUGUGGGAUGUUAUCGCUAAGCCAAUAUUUGACAAAUUGGACGUCUCUCAUGAGACAGGCUCCGGUAAUUGGUCACGAAUCUGGUGGAUACCCACAGGGUCCCUUUCCAGAUUCCCUCUUCACGCAGCUGGCUAUCAUUUGAGGGAUACCAGAGACACUGUGCUAGAUCGAGUUAUCUCUUCUUACAGUUCAUCAAUCAGAGCAAUGCUCCUGACCGACGACAAACCACUGCAUGAGUCAAGUCGACGGAAGGCACUAUUGAUUAGCGCCGAAGAUGGAGACGCAGGCUCCUAUCUACCCUCAGCACAACGAGAAAUUGGCCUUAUUAAGGGCAUCUGUGAUAGGAUGGGUCUGGAAGUGGUCGUCGACGACGGGAGAUCAAAAGUCGACGUGAAGUCACACUUGACGGAGUGUAAGGUAUUCCACUUUGCGGGUCAUGGCCACACUGACGCUAAUAACCCUUCAAUGAGCUAUCUCAAAUUGGGUGGCGGAGAAGAUGGACAUUUGACAGUGAGUGAAUUGAUGGAUCUCAAUCUUAGCAGGGACCCUCCUUUCCUGGCAUAUCUUUCAGCAUGCGAAACCGGAAGAUUUAAGGAUGUGAGAUAUGCAGAUGAGAGCCUUCAUCUUAUCGGCGCUUGCCAGACCUCAGGGUUCCGGCACGUCAUCGGUACCUUGUGGGAGGUCCGGGAUGACUUGUGUGUGGAAGUUGCAGCUGCCGUGUACAAGGGUAUCUCGGACCACGGUACAACGGAUCGUGCGGUUUGUCAGGGGUUGCAUAACGCUGUAAGAGCUCUGCGCAAGGAUUGGGUCAAGAAUCAUGGAAAUAGGUUAUACCGAGCAUCGCAACAGAUUAUCCGAAGGGAUGUGGCGGACAAGUCCAGAUUGGAGCUGCGCAAUAUUGUUCUGGUGGAUGACGAUGAAGACGAGAAGCUGGAAUGGAUCCCCUUCGUCCACUUUGGAAACUAA